AUGGCGAAGAAGAAACGCAGAGUCCCGGAGGUUCUGUGGAGACUUUUCCACAACCGCGCUCGUCCCAUAGCCGAUACGAUCAUAUCUCUGAUUUCAUUGUCAUCGUUUGAAUGCCGGUGCAAGGUUCGGGGAUGCCUCGGUUGCGCCGGCGACGAAGCGAUGUCGUUUCUUCGUAGGCCGGACGAUCCCUCCGACUAUCACAAGCUACUGACUCAGUGCUACGUUGUUGUCUCCGACAAUGCGCCUCCGUUCUCGGUGUUUGAUCCCGCCUGUCGGUGGUCACAACUUGAGAUGCUUUCCAUUUGUGUUGCCUUACAAGAUCAAGUUGCUGUUCACACUAAGAUUGUUAGGAGGUCUAUUGAAAUGAUAAUGCGUGAGCAGCCCACAUCUUCUAAUGUGAUAUGCAGUGGCUAUGACAAGGCAACUUGUCAUUUAAGUGGGAGUGACUUCAACUCUUCAAUAAUCCUUGUAUUUUGUGGUGAUGAUUUCAUUUAUAUCGGACAGCACAGCCGUUCAAGUGCCAUUGUUGAGCUUUUAACAUGUUCAGCAUGGGGACUUUUCUUAGCACGGGUUGGUGAUGGGAUAAUGUCUUAUUUACUGAAGUAUUCGUCAAUAUUUUUGCCCCUUUCUCGUAAGAAAUACCAUCAGGUGUUAUUCAAUGUAGAACUUUCAGGGUUUCCAAAGAAGAGGAAAAGAGUUGAUGAAGUAGACUCAGCGUCAGAGAACUGGCAACCUAGUACUUAUUUUGGUGUUGAUGUUCCAUACAGUUCUGUUAAUUGUGCUGGCUGUAGUGGCAGAAGCUGUUCAGUUUCAUUUAGUGGCGACUGCAAGAAAAAGUUCUGUGAAGAGAGUUUAUAUGAAGAAGCUUCUGUAAGCAAUGGAGCUGAUGAUGCUAAUAAUAAAGGGGAUCCUAGUAGGAAUUGCCAAGAAAGCUUAAAUCAGAGUCUUGCAAAGACAAGGAAGCGUUUCAGAUGGUAUAGUUGGCGACGGCAUAGAAAGCGAAAGCAAUUGACAUACCAUGAGACCUUUUCUUUGAUCCCUUGCACGAGUAGUCUCAUGAACAAAGAAAGCCUAAGAUCUUGCCCUGAAAAGGUGACUUUCGCUGAAGUUUAUUUGCUUUGUUUUCAGUUUGAAACUGUAAGCAGGCUAUUGGUGGUUUGCCAUGUGGAUCUUUAA
This is a messenger RNA of Ilex paraguariensis (yerba mate), 1176 nucleotides long. The record is from the annotation of a GenBank genome assembly. Lineage: Eukaryota; Viridiplantae; Streptophyta; Magnoliopsida; Aquifoliales; Aquifoliaceae.